Phascolarctos cinereus (koala) is the source of this 1939-nucleotide messenger RNA. It is a transcript of the gene HOXD11, whose product is annotated as homeobox D11. Gene Ontology annotation, molecular function: DNA-binding transcription factor activity, RNA polymerase II-specific; RNA polymerase II cis-regulatory region sequence-specific DNA binding. Lineage: Eukaryota; Metazoa; Chordata; Mammalia; Diprotodontia; Phascolarctidae. The record is from RefSeq and is a predicted model, not a curated record. Gene Ontology annotation, cellular component: nucleus. Gene Ontology annotation, biological process: anatomical structure development; regulation of transcription by RNA polymerase II.
AAGGCAGAGACAGAGAGACAGAGAAUCAGAGAGACAGACAGAGUGAAGGUGUGUGGGUGCAUAUGGGUAGAUACUUGUCUGAGUUCCAUGGUGAGAUAUACCGAAAGGGCAGGCUGGCCCUUACUUUAUUUCGAACCUUUGUGCUGUGGCUAGCAGAGGACUGGGUGACUGAAGCGAAUUCGCCGAGCAGACUUAACAUGUAAAUCAGGGCUUUCCUAGCCUCAGUGAGUUGCUCCUCAGUUACGCCCACUGAACAAGAAGCAACAAGCUUUGAGUGAGACUGUGAAAGAAGUGGUGGUCAUUGGGGGUGAGGGACGCUGGGCGAGGAGGGGGCGUUGUUUGGGUUUUGUUUUUUUUUUUAAAGAGAGAUUUGAGAGUCUCACACCUUCACACCUCGUUCUUACGCUUCCUCCGGACUUUUCUCCUCCUUGUUAUCUCCGUGUAUUUAAAGCAGAGCGGGGAAGGAGGGCGCCCGGGAGGCUGAGGCUGAGGGGGGCUGGAGGCUGACUGCAGACGCACCCAGCUGUCUCUCUAGCAAUGUGGAAGCCAGAGCCCUGAACAGGCGCCGGCGCUCAGGUGAUUCGCCUCCAGAUCUACCUAUGCCUCCUCGCCUCCCAGGGCUGGGCGGAGAAAACCGUCCCCUCCCCCUCCUUUGGGCUCCCCCCAAGUGUGUGCCUGCCUCGGCGCCAGGAGAGAUCCCGGGAAGUCUUGGUGAAAGACUGAUAUAGAUAUAAGGACAUUUCUCCAUGGAGUCACGUGACAUAAUUACCACCAGAAUCAAUCAAGAUGAAUUGCACGUCAGCACACGGUGGGGAUUUUUUCUUAGUUGAUCCUGUCCAAAGCCUCUUGUGCAAUAGAUGGAUCUUGUUCAAGGCACGGAAAUCUCCCGGUCGCUCACCAUCGCCCAGAGGAAGACAUGACUGAGUUUGACGACUGCGGCCCCAGCGCAGCCAAUAUGUAUCUGCCGGGCUGCGCUUAUUACGUGGCCCCCUCGGAUUUCUCCAGCAAGCCUUCGUUCCUGUCGCAGACGUCGUCUUGUCAAAUGACUUUCCCCUACUCCUCCAAUCUGCCUCACGUCCAACCGGUGCGCGAAGUGGCGUUCCGCGACUACGGCUUGGAGCGCGGUAAAUGGCAAUACCGGGGCAGUUACGCUCCCUAUUACUCGGCGGAGGAGGUGAUGCACAGGGACUUGCUGCCGCCCGGGAGCCGGAGGCCGGAUAUGCUAUUCAAGGCUGCCGAACCCGUUUGCGGUCCCCACGGCCCCUCGGGCGCCGCCUCCAACUUCUACAGCACCGUGGGGCGCAAUGGGAUCCUGCCCCAGGGCUUCGACCAGUUUUACGAGGCAGCGCCUGGACCCGCGUACCAGCAACAGCAGCAGCAGCAGCAGCAGCAGCCUCAGCAGCAACAGCAACAGCAGCCGCCUCAGCCCAGCGGCGAGCCCGAGGGGGACGCUGAGAAGAGCGGCUUGAAGUCUCCGGCCAGCGCGAGUCCCUGUGGCAAAGCCCCCUCGGGGCCGGAGCCCAAGGGGGCAGCGGAGAGCGGCUCCAGCGGCGAGGCCCCCCCAGGGGAGGCGGGGGCGGAGAAGAGCGGAGGCGCAGUGGUCCCACAGCGAUCGAGGAAAAAGAGGUGUCCCUACACCAAAUACCAGAUCCGAGAACUGGAACGGGAAUUUUUCUUCAACGUGUAUAUAAACAAAGAGAAAAGACUCCAACUGUCUCGAAUGCUCAAUCUCACUGACCGACAAGUCAAAAUCUGGUUCCAGAAUCGCAGGAUGAAAGAAAAGAAACUGAACAGAGAUCGACUCCAAUAUUUCACUGGGAACCCCUUAUUCUGAAAGAUCAAGAAAUCUCUCCCCCUCCCCCUCCCGCAACUCUCACUCACACUCACACUCCUCCCCUCACUCUGCCUGCCCGCCGGAGGCAAAAAGUCAUUGGGUUUA